Molecule: messenger RNA, 19263 nt
Organism: Eupeodes corollae
Lineage: Eukaryota; Metazoa; Arthropoda; Insecta; Diptera; Syrphidae
Gene: jim
Product: zinc finger protein 250
Exons: 8
Coding region: 3213-5639 (808 amino acids)
Biological process (GO): regulation of transcription by RNA polymerase II
Cellular component (GO): PcG protein complex; nucleus; transcription regulator complex
Molecular function (GO): DNA-binding transcription factor activity, RNA polymerase II-specific; RNA polymerase II cis-regulatory region sequence-specific DNA binding
Source: RefSeq, a predicted model, not a curated record
UUUGUUUCGAUUUCGAGGUUUGGUUGUUGUUUUCUGUUAUACAUAUAGAUAUUAGGUAGGAAUUGUUGUAAAUAUGUACUGCUAUACAUUGCGUUAGAGAGUAACGUGACGUUUCCGUCCCAUCGUCCGUCAUCUAAUACCUAAGACCUAACGCUAACACUUUUAACUAAGCCCGAUUACGCGACGACUAUACGCACGUCCCGGUUCCGUAGUACAUAGUCGUCCCGGCUCAUUAUAGAUACAUUUGUUGGUUAGGUAUCAAAUCGAAUGUGUUUUAGUGUGGCAAAUAUCUAUAACAUCAUAUCAUUCCAAUCAAAAUCCAAAUCCAAAAUCAUCGAGUUCACGUACAAAAUUUAUACCAAAAAAGCUAAAUCCACCCCUCAGUCUCCACCACCGUUCGUUGGUUCGUAAACGUGAGUCCGAAUCCUCCACAAGCUGCAAAUACAAACUAACUGAAGUGAAGUUACACGAAAACCGCCAGCGCCCGCUCCCGCGCCCGCUCCAUUGCAAGCUGCAUCGUCAUAACCAUCGUAUCUACCUUACCUACAAACUAUAGAUACUUGUACUAACUCAUUAAUGCAAACACAAAAUCAAGCAAAAAAAAUCAAAGUAUCUUUUAGUUUAGAAUCGCCCAUCAUGACUGUUGGUCUGGAUACACCAGUUCUGUCGCCGUUGCUGUUGCUUUUUCUGUUACUGUCGUCUAAAAACUGAACUAUGAAAUUCUGCACAAUUUGCGGCACUAGUCUGAGUCUUUGCCGCCCCUGCUCCAGCUCCAGCUUCUUUUCCACCACAUCAUAGAUACGUUUAUUAUUUUUUUAGUUUUUCCUUCAAAUUUUUGUUUUAUUUUUAUUCAUGUUUUUGUUUUGUGUGCAGCAGAUACAAUAUCUAUCUAUUCGUUUUCCGGUUCUAUGUGAAAUUUCAUUCGUAUUUGAAAUUUUUUGGCGGGAUUUGCCAUUCUACGCUUUCUAGAGUGCAAAACAAAAAAAAAAGACUAAAAUAUUUCUGCAAUCAGCAAAAAGCUUAACAAAAAAAGAUAAAAUAAGAAACAAAAAUAGUGAUUAUUUAUUUUGUUCGUUUUAGAAAAGAAAAACUACAAAAGAUACAAAAGUUUUUGAUCAUUCUUCUUAGACGGCAAAACAAAGAAAAACAAAAAUGGAAGCAAAAAAAGAAAAAAGAUUAAUUUGCUGCAAAUACACUUACGUUCGAAUUGUUGUAUGGUAUCUGUGAAAUUCGCCGCGCAUCCACGAAUUCAUUUCGUUCGCAGGUCGCAUUCGGUUUGAGAUACUUUUCUGUUAUUUUGUUGGAUGAUUUUUUGGUGGUAUUAUAAUUUGUUGGUGGGUGUAUUUGUGGGUUGUAUCUGUGAGUAGUGGAUGCAUCCGAAGAAUUCCAUAUGACGAUCAUCGCGGUAUCAUCAACAUUUUCAUAUCAUCAUUGGUGCGGGGUCCGGUCGGUACGACGGUGUGGUGUGGUGUGUGCGGAGAGCAAAAAGGACUCCUUUUGAUUUUUUUUUGGCAAUCACUUGGAAACUGCGCCGCGUCCAAUUAAUACAUAGAUGUCAAAGUGUAUUCGGAUACAGGACGAGAGCGAGUAUGCGAUGGUAGUUGUAGAGCAUGUUUUGGCUGCGUCGUCGGACGUUGUGUCGUCGUCGCUUCGUUGGUGGAGUUAGUAUGCAUGGCUUGACUAUACAUCGCGAUACCCUCCGUCCACUUCCAGGCUCUAUUUGAUACGGAUGCAUAGGUGCUUUUUGACUGUUUGGAACAUUUUUAAUAAUUACGUUAAUAGUUGUUAAAAAAAAUCGUUUUUUGUUAUAUUUACUGAAAAAAAAUCUUUAAUUUUGUGCAAUUAUUUCCUCUCAUUAAUACAACAAAAAUAGUAAACCAAAUUUUUUAUUUUUAUUAUGAAACAAAAGAAAAGAAAAAACAAAACGACAAAAAAUCAUAAAUAACGCGUUUAAGUUUCCUUAAUACAAAAAUUCAACAACAAAAAUUCAAAAUCUCUCUCCAAAAUGUUAAGUUUCGUUUCGGUGUAAUACAUUUUACAAUACACAAAUCAAUAAAUAAAAUGCAAUAAAAAUAAUAGUAUACCAAUAAAGUAAUUUUUAAAUAAUAUACCAAGUUUAAGUUUUAUUUAAAAAAAAAUCAACAAAGAUAUAAAACAAAAUUUUUAAAACAAGAAUACAACAAAAUCCAUCAUCAAUUUGUUCUAAACUCCAAAUUACAAAAAAAGUGAUUCCAAAAAUUUAUGAAUUUUUUCGACAAACAACAAAAAAAAGACAAAAAUAUUUGAAAAAAUAAGAAAAUGAUGUGUAAAUGAAAACAAAAAAAUAUAUUUGAAACAACUAAAAAUUCAAAUUAGUGUGUUGGUUGAACAAAAACAAAUAAAAAAGCAUAACAAAAAUUUUAAAAAUUUUGGCUACAGAAAAAAACACAAAAAAAACCAUGAGGACUAAAGAAAAAUGAAUAUUUGACAAUUUCACGGAUUAAUAUGUAAAAAAAUAAACGAAAAAACAAAAUAAAUUAUAAACAAAGACGCGUGUUUUCGUACUAACGCAUCUUUUUAAAAAAAAUCUUGGAGCAGUCGUUUCGGAAUAAUAAUUAUUUAUCAACUGCUAAAGCGGGGUUCGGUUCGUACAGUGGAUUCGCAUGAAGAAAGAAGAUCAAACUUUUAGGCGGAAAUUUUUUGUUUUCGUUUGAAGAAAGAACUUGGAAUUUUCUGAAUGGAAAUUAUAACCACGCCAGAACCACAAACAAAAGCGAAUUAUAAAAACAUGCUUAAAUAUUUCAAAGAAAAUAAAACUGAAAAAUUAUCCAAACAUAUGCAAUACCAAAUCAGAAACAAAUUCAGCAACAACACAAUGAUCACGUAGAAAAUAAAGAAACAAAAAAAUUUAAAUUUAAAAAAAUAAAACUUUUGAAACAUAAUUAUCUAUAAUAAUAUUGUUGUACACCGUUAUACGUAUAAAAACAAAAAAACAAACAAAAAGAAGUAACAAAUUAUAAUUUUUAUUUCUAAAUGACACACAACAGAGUGAUAAUCCUUUCUUAUAAACGAAUGAAAAACAAAUCUUGCUAAAAUCAAAAACACAUAAACACCAAAAUCUUAGCGAGAUAUUGAGUGAAAGAAAUUAGAAGGAAGAAAAGAGAUAGAAAACAGGACGAAAAAGGGACGAGAGAAAGGAGUUUCAAAUUAAAAAUUCUCGGGAACAAAUUGCGAUGGCGAUAAAUUUUCCCGCAUCAUUUGCGGCGUGCAUAGCGGCUGGUCUUAAAGUGCCACGUCAAAUAAUGUACUGCAUAUCUCAAGACACGGGACAGCCGUAUGUUCUGUAUAAAGAUUCACAGGAAGCUGCCGAGAGGAAUGCGGCAGCGUUGGGUGGAACGGCAGCACAAUGGGGCACGGAUAUGUAUCCGGCAAUCCAGCAAAACACACAAACGCAUCUGGCAGCACAGAAUGCUCAAAAUUCUUCACCCCAGAUUGCGGCUGCGGCAGCGACUGCUGCAGCGGUGGCCGCUCAACAACAGCAGCAGCAACAACAGCAACAACAACCGCACAGUCCGUCGGGUGAGGUCGAUCAGUCGCGGGACAAUAAUGCAAACGUGCGUCAGCAGCAGCAACAGGGGUCGCCGUCAACGAGUCCGUAUCCGCAGAGGGCAAAUGGUGGAGGUGGUGAGGAGGAUGUGGCCAUGAGUCAGGUGAGGAUUGAGGUGGCUGGAAUGCAACAGCAGCAGAACGCCGCACAACAACAAAACCCAAACCAAAGUACCAACGAUCCACAACCGAUAUCGGUCGAUCCGGCGUCAAAUAACCAAGCACAGCAAAGCAAUGACCAAACCUUCAAUCCGCCGCAAGGUGCCGAACUCGGCUACUAUGCGCCGCGACACCCAGGCGGCCCGCAAGGUGCAAUGCUGGCGCCACCAGGCUUCCCGCCUCUGCACUAUCUCAACAAGCCAGUUCUGCCCGGAAUGGCUGGGUCGAUGGAUCAAAAUGGCGGCCUUGAGGCAUAUGCAAUGCCCGAUCUCCUACCUGGUGGUGGUGCUUCAAAUUCCGGCAACGGAACACAUGGUGGCAUGCAUCAAAAUGUCAACGCCACCCCAACGCCGAAUUCACAAAAAAUCAAGCCACACAGCGAUCUGCGUCUAUUCAAAUGUACAACCUGCGGCAAGGACUUCAAACAAAAAUCAACGUUACUGCAACACGAACGCAUCCAUACAGAUGCCCGACCGUAUCCAUGCACCGAAUGUGGCAAACGAUUCCGUCAGCAGUCACACCUCACUCAGCACCUGCGCAUCCAUGCGAACGAGAAACCAUUUUCAUGUGCGUAUUGUCCACGCAGUUUCCGGCAACGGGCGAUCCUCAAUCAGCACAUUCGCAUCCAUUCGGGUGAGAAGCCCUACGCAUGCCCAGAGUGCGGCAAGCACUUUCGCCAGAAGGCCAUCCUCAAUCAACAUGUGCGCACCCACCAAGAUGUCUCACCGCAUCUCAUCUUCAAAAAUGGACCCCAUCCGACGUUGUGGCCCCAAGAUGUACCGUUUCCCGGUGAUGAGACUGAUACAAAGAACGAUAUUACUGGCUAUCAGGAUGAUGGUUCACAAGGAACGCCCGAAUCUCGAGCGUGUUUCUCACCGGACGGCAAUGGCGGCAUGCAUUAUCCUUCAUACUUCAAAGAUGGCAAAGGUAAGUGUGAGUUUUUGUAUAACAAAUCGCUAUUGCAAAACCAUGAACUAACUCAAUGCCAUUUAAACUUCGAUGUAGGGCAAAAAUUGCUGCCCGAUGUUAUACAAAAUGGUCGUGCAGUUGGUAUGCCACUUUAUGUGAGAUGUCCUAUUUGUGACAAGGAGUUCAAACAGAAGACAACAUUACUGCAACAUGGUUGUAUACACAUCGAGUCAAGGCCGUAUCCAUGUCCGGAAUGUGGCAAACGAUUCCGUCAGCAAUCACAUUUGACGCAGCAUUUGCGAAUACAUACGAAUGAGAAGCCAUUUGGUUGUUUAUAUUGUCCGCGAUUCUUCAGGCAAAGGACUAUUUUGAAUCAGCACAUUCGAAUUCAUACUGGUGAGAAACCGUACAAAUGUUCACAAUGCGGCAAAGAUUUCCGACAGAAGGCGAUACUAGAUCAACAUACAAGGACUCACCAGGGUGAUCGACCAUUCUGUUGUCCAAUGCCAAACUGUAGACGGCGUUUUGCCAGCGAAGCAGAAGUCAAAAAACACAUCGACAACCACAUGAAUCCGCAUUCAUCGAAGGCGCGUCGUCAAGUCAAUCACAAUAUGUCGAAUGACACAAAGAAUGUUGCAGCAACCGCCGCUCAAUUCCUCACAAACAUGGACAGCAAAGCGAACAUCAUACCACGCAUGGGCCCCGUAAAACACGAACUCUACUUCCCACAAUGCUAUGGAUCACCGUUCAAUCAAUCGUUUGGCGCCCAACAACAAGGUCAGCCGGGUCAACCACAACAACAGCAGCAGCCAGUUCAACAACAACAAAAACAACCGGGUCAACAGCAGCCCAAUGCAGUUCACAAUGGUAAUCCUGCGCCUCCGAAUGGAGCCACUGGUGGUGGUGGUGGUACUGUGGUAACAGUGGCGAAUUCUAUUGCGCCUGGGGUAGUGCAACAGAAUACUACAACCGUCGUUGCACAGUGACAUCCCCCCGCUGUGUCGCUAGCACUUCCCCCACCCCCGGCAGCGCCACCACCACAGUCUGUGCAAUCGGCAUCAGUGCAUUUGCCAGCCUCACAAACUCAGUCAGCAUCUAUAGUUCCCGUGCCCACAGCAGCGAUCUCAGCGGCAGCAGCAGCUGCUGCCGCAACUGCUCACACCGUCACAUUAUCAAUAUCAUUACCGCCCUCAGCAUUACCUCAAGGCGCUACAACGAACGGGGUCGGCGGCGGCGGUGCUGGUGGUGGUGGUGGUGGACAUGUUCUAGCACCUCCUACAUCUACAACAUCGCUCCUUCCACCGCACUCAGUGGCGCCAUCUACCACAAUAUCACAUGCAAUUCCCAUUCAUCCUCACAUUCACUCAAUAUUCGGAUCUCUAUGAUACUAAGACAUCGGAUUGGAUAACAACCUCCAUCAAAACAACAACAACAACACAAACACUUUCACCCUAAUUACCCACCCAAGUCUUUAGAAAUAAUCAAAAAAAAAAUUAAAAAAUUAAAAAAAAAAACGAUUUACAAAAAAGUGUUUUAAAAAAAAAAUUAACUUUGGGGACUAAAAAACAAAAACAAAAUUCAAGCAAUUUCCGAGAAACGCAAAAAGAAGGACACAACAACCAUAAAUCACAUUUGCAAGGAUUCCAAAAUAAAAUUAAACAAAAAACAACAAACAAAAAUAAAACAUAAUUCUUUUAAGGAUAACAACAGAAUACACAUAAGGACUCUUGUAUACUAACUUAAGUAUAAAAAAAUACUAAAAAAAAGGUAAUAAUAUAAAACAAACAAAAAAAACACACAUAUGAAUACAAUAUUAUUAUAAAUAUUAAUAUUAAACAAAACAGAAAACAAAAAGAUUACAUAUUUGUAUAAUUAAAUACAAAACAAAAAAUAAUUGAUAUAGUUUUACGCUAGUCUUUUAGAAAAGGACUUUAAACUUUAUAUAAUUAUAAUUAUUAAAUUGUUACUUUCUGGAUUUUUAGUUUUUUCUUUUGUUUAUCUUAUAAAAUAUUUCUUCUCUUCUUUUUUUCUUUAUAUAUAAAAAUACGAUCUUCCUCUUAAUUUAAUAAUUUUCAUUUUUAAUUUAUUUUGUCAUUUUAAAUGAGCAAAACAAAAAUUUAUGAAUAUUUUGCGAAGCGUGUUUAUAAUGAUUGAGAACAGCUUAAAUAAAUAUGAAAAACAAAAAAGAUCAGCAAUAUUUUGGAUUAAAUUUAAAAAAACAAAAUAGAAUACACUACAUGCAUAUAGAAAAACAAAAACAUACUUAUAAACAAAAAAGAAAACAAAUAUUUUAUGUAGACCUACAAAGUUCUUUCAAUGGUAUUACUUUUUCAGAACAAAUGAAAAUUUGAUUUCUUUGAUUUUUAUUUUUAUUUUUUAUUUGUUAAUAUAAAUAUUGCAUAUGUGAAAGUAGACAGUUUUGUUUUUGUGUUUUCUUUAAAGAACAAACAAAAAUUAAUAUAAUUAUUUUUAGGUGUUAAAUCAAACUAAUUUUUUUUACUAUACUGAAUAUUAUAUAAAUAUUUUUUUCCUCUUUUUUAUUAAAUAUAAUUAUUUAGUUUUUAAUUUGUAUGAAUUUUUUUAUAUAAUCUUUUCCUAAUUUAUGUUAAUUAUUUUAUUUUUCACGAGAUAAAUAUUAUUUUUAUUAAAAAAUAAAAACAUAAUUAUGUUAUUUUCUUCCUUUAAUUUUUAAGAUUAUUUGUAAAUGAAAAGCGCAGCUUAAAUUCAGUCAUUUAUUAUUUUUUUGUGUAUUUUAUAAUUUAAAUACUUUAUUCAUAUUAAUAUUAUUUGUAAUGUAAAAGUUACUGAUUAUCAAUGUUAGUUGAGACAAACAAAUAUUUAUUGUGCUAGGUUGUGAUGUUGGUCAAAUAAGUUUAGAUCCUUACAAGAGGCGUGGUUACUUUCCGAAGAGUUGAAAAAUUUCAACACAAUGACAAUUUUUAGUUACUUUACUUCAUGUUAUAUACUUUUACAAAUCUUUGAGGACGGUUCUUCAAUAAUUCAAUGGACCGUUUCAAAAAUUUGAGUUCUUGCAUUAGGCGCCAUUGUUUUAAGACAAAGAAAAUUCAAAAUUUUGUAAAAUGAGUCACAUUUGAAUGGCUUGUUUUAAACUUAACAAAUUUAAAACAAUUCUAAAUUGUGACUUUCAAGGACUAUUUUUUUAAUAGUAUCUAAAAAUUAACAUUUUUAAUCAAAUUUUAGGCCCUAUUUUGUUUUAUUUUAAAGACUUUUAUUACCCACAUAAUUAAAAAUUACUGCAAUAGAACCAGUUAUUAUUUCACAAUAAUAUCAAAAUGACUCGAAUUAAAAUAUUUGAAAUUAAUAUAGUUUCUUGAUCAUAUCAUAGUUUUAUCUAGAACGACAUUUUACUUUAACUAAUUCUAAUUUUGCUUUUAUUUUAUAACGUCUUAUAUCAUCAUUUUAUUAACCAUAUAAAAAUUACUGCAAUAGACCAAGUUAUUAUUUAACAAUAACGUCAUAAUAAUUCACAAUCAAUUUUUUAAGAUUUGAACAUUUUUUAAUCAUCUCAGUCUUCCGUUGAGCGUCAAUCUGGCGUUAACUUAAUUUUUAUUUUAAAGAUUCUAAUUAUUGGUUCAUUAUCCACACAAAAUCACAGCAAUAGAACUAAUCAUUAUUUAAAAAGAAUAUCACAAUAAUCGAUCUUAACUUUUUAAACAUAAUUAAUUAAUUAAAUUUUGUAUUUUUGUCUUAGUUUUACGUAACCAUAAUAAAAACCACUGCAAUAGAACAAGUUAUUAUUUAACAAUUAUAACUCCAACUCAAUUUAAAAAAAACAUAUUCCCUUUAACUCUUUCUAAACUUUUGAUAAUUAUUGUAUUAUCCACAUUUAAAUUACUGCAAUAGAACUAGUUAUUAUUUUAUAAUAAUAUUAUAAUAUCUCCAAGUCAAUUAAGUGAAAAUGUUUUAGUUUUAAAUCAUAUUAAAGUCUUCCACAGGGCGCCAUUUUACUUAAACUCUUUCGAGGUUUUUAUUUUGAAACCUCAAAUUAUUAGUUUAUUACUAUCAUAUAAAUUACUGCAAUAGAACUAAUUAUUAUUUUACAACAAUAGCAUACAAACAUCUAAGUCAACUUUUUACAAAUGUUUUCUUUCAGUUUCUUGUAGGGCGCCAUUUGACUUUCACUUAAUUUGUGUUUUUAUUUUGAAAUGUUUAAGUGUUAGUUAAUUUCUCACAUAAAAAUUACUGCAAUAGAACAACAAGUUAUUAUUUUACAACAAUAUCAUUAUAAUUCCAAGUCAACUCUUAAAAAUAUUUAACUUUUUUAAUAAUAUCUCUGUCCAACAUAUUCUGUGUCUCUAAAAGCUUUUAAUUUUCAAUUUAUUAUCCACACAAAAAAAUACUGCAAUAGAACAAGUUAUUAUUUAAAAAUAAUAUCAUAAUAUCUCCAAUCUAACGUAUUUUUAAAAUGUUUUUGUUUUUCAAUCAUAUCUCAGUCCUACGUAGGGCGCCAUUUUCCUUGAACUAAUAUUGUCAUUUGAUUACCCAUAUAAAAAUUACUGCAAUAGAACAAGUUAUUAUUUCACAACAAUAGCAUAAUAAUUCCAAGAAAACUUUUAUAAAAUAUUAAAGUUUUUAACCAUGUCUGAGUUCUGAGUAGGGCGCCACUUUGCCUUAACCAAUUUUCAGUUCAUUUCCCACAAAUAAAUUUAUGCAAUAGAACAAGUUAUUAUUUUACAAUAAUAUGACAAUAAAUCCACGAAAAUAUUGAUUUAUAUAAUAUUUAAAAAACAAUAGCAAAAAAGUACACUGCGCCUCUCAAAAAAUAAUUCAAACCUCUCAUACAAAAAUACUCGGCAAAAAGUAACAAUAAAAUACAAAUUAUUCAAACAUCGUCCUUAUCCAGGUGCCAUAAAGAGUGUAGAUAUUUAUCGUAGGUAUUUCGAAUGUUGAAAAGGACGGUGUUAUCUAAAUUUAUCCGUAAACACCAUUCAUCCUCUGCCAAGCACAAUAAAAUUCACAACGUAUACGCAUCCUUAUAAAAUUUAAAACAAAUUAAAAAACGAGAACGUAACUCUCAAACUUUUGGAUCUUAAGCUAAAUUUUUGUCGUGAUUUAGAAUUUAGUCAUUAAAGCUGUUUUUUUUUUUAACUAUGAAGAAAAUCAAUAAUAUUUCAAUUGAAAUAUCUUCCUACAUAUUUCUUAUUUUAUGAUUUUUUUUUAAAUAUACAUAAAUAAUUUACUUUAACAUUUAAAUUUUAAGAAAGUCUCAAAUGUUACUUUAAUUUUAUUUUCCUCUAUUUUAAUUUAUACUUUAUAAGCAAUAAGUACUAACAAUUAUGAUUUUUAAUAUAUAAUUAUAUGAUUAUUUUAUUUUUAUUUUUCAAUAAUUUUACGCAUUUAUGUUAUUACUUUUUAUAUUUUAUUUAAAGAAAAAGAAAACAACAAAUUUAAUAAAAACAUUUGUUUUACUAUUAUUUCUUUGUAAAAAAUGAAAAAAAAAUUAUAUAUAUUGAUUUUUAAUAAAGAAAACUGAAAUAUUUUAAUUUUGUAUUUUUAUUUAUUAUUUUUAUUUUUUCUUCUCAGUUAAAUUUCGUUCUGAUUUAAUUUUAAUUUUUAAUUAAUAAAUGGAGUGAUUGAAAAAGAAGGAUUCGAAUAGGUAAAUAAAACAAAAGAAAAGUUAAGAAAUGUGGAGAAUUUAUGGGACAAAAGAAAAAAAGUAAAAUGUUUAGGAAAAAUUGUUUUCGUUUUUGGAGAUAUAAAAAUUAAAAAUUAAAAAUUAGUCAAAAUUUUUUAUAUAUGAAAAACAAAUUACAUACAAAAAUAAGAGAAGGAAAAAAUUGAAAAAGGAAAAAAGUAUUUUUGACAAAUAAUCUAAAUUUAAAGAAAAUUCUAAAAAAAAGUAAGAAAAAAAAACUAUUAAUCGUUAAAGGAAAAAAAUAUAAACAUUUCGGAACGGAUGCUUUUAUUGGAACUGUCUUGGGGUAGUGCAUGUAUAGUACGUCGUAUAUGUAUAUAUAUUAUAAUAUAUUUGGCAAUGGUUAGAAGGUUUAGCAAAAAUUUAUUUAAUUAUAAUUUGUUGUUAAUUUUUUAUAAAAUAAAGUUAAAAAAAACGAAAAUUUUAAAAGGAAGAAAAAUUCAAAAUUAUUCCAAAUUAAUAUUAAACAAAAAUUAUUUAUUUAUAUUUUUAGAAAUUCCAACAUUUCCAAUAAAAGCCAAAUUUUAGACUGAAAGUCUCUGUGAUAACAAAAUUUAAGCAAAAAAUUAAAAUUAAAAAUUAAAAUUGCAUCUAAAUUUAGGAAAAAAAAUGAUAAAUAAAAUUAAUCAAAAUUUUUAUAGGAAAAAAAAUUGCUAAAAUAUGGUUAAGUCGUCGUCGUCGUUGUCGUAUAAAUGAAUGAGAGGAAUUUUUAAGGAUAACAUUUUAAUUAACAACCAAAAACAAAACAACAAAAUACUGAACUCCGUUUAAUUUAUUAAUUUAUAUAUUUUAUGUUCUUACAUUCUUCUUGUUACUUUUUUUGCUUUAAAUUUAUUAUUUUUGUUAGUUCAACAAAAUUCAAAUUGUAAAUACCAGGAAAUCCUUUUUGAUAUAUAAUCUAAAAAAAAGAUACAAAAAUUAAACCAAAAAAAACACAAAAUUAUGCAAUUAACAUUUUAUAAAAAAAUAAACAAAAAAAAAACUUAAGUAGAUUUGUAAAGUAUUCACUAAAAAUUAAAAUAAAAAUUACAAAAUGAUGAAAAGAUAAUUUUCGGCUCCAAAAAUAUGCAAUUCAAAGAAAGAACAAACAACAACAAAACAGAAAAUCAAAUUCGAAAAAUCUCCAAUAAUAAAAAUUAAAAAAAAAAAAAACAAAAAAAAAACAACGCUGAACUUUAAAAAAGCAAACAAAUAAUUACUUGAAACAUCUCAAACUUGUACUUAAAAAACAAAACAAAGUAAAAUGAGAAAAAAACUCAAAACUCAGUACCAGAAAACAUGAAAAGCACAUCCAAAAAUUCACCAAACUUUUCGGCCUCUUAUAACCAUUUUUUAUAAUUUUAUCAAAUCAAUUUGUGUUCAAUUUUCACCAUGUAAAUUAAAACCACAACAAAAUAGUUAAAUUAAAUAAAAUAAAUUUAAACAAAAAAAUAAACAUAAAUCUAUAAAUAUAUUAAAAAAAAAAGAAAUACAUACACACAACAACAACAAAAAUAGCCCGAUUAUGAACAAAGAGUACAAAUACAUUAAAAAGAAAAUAAAUAAAAGUAAUUAAUUGCAAGAAAAAACAAAAACAAAUAAAAUAUACUAAGUUAUUCAAUAUAACAAAACUAAUACCAAACCGAGUGUGGAGAAAAUUCGAUAUUAUUAUGUUUUGGUAGAUUUUUUCUUUGUUUAAAUAUAAGACAUUUGAAUAAUAAUUAAUUAAAAACAUUUAUGAAAAAUUCAUGAAAACCCGUUUUUUGAAAAAAUAAAAACAAAACAUAAAUUACAAGAGAGAGCGAGAGAAUGAAUCGACCCCAUCUUUUUGUAUAACCAAAAUACAUACUAAAUAUACGAAGUACAUUUUAAAACAAAAGUAUUUAAAAAUUAAUUUUUAAAACAAACAAAAAUAUUAAACUACUCUCAUUAAACAACAAAAACUAAGAGCCUAGCAUUUAAGUCAAAAAAUAUACAUAACAUUGUCAGAAAAACAAAAAAAAAACAAAAAACACAAAAGAAUUAUUCUAAUAAUCUACGUAACCAAAUUUAUUGGAAAACAAAAAUCCACAAUUAUGGCAGAAUUAAUCGAAAAAAAAAAUAAAAAAAGUAUUUAGUUUUGGUCUUGAAUCGAAUAAUUCUUUGUACUAAUUUUAUGUCUUUAAAACAAACUAAAAUGAUAUACUUCUUCAUGCUGUUUAAAUAUUCUGAAUAAUAUAAAUUUAAGAAAAAACAAAUUUAAAAACAAAACAUCAACAAUCACAUAGUUUUUUGAAAGUUCUCUCAAAAUAAUUUUAGUUACAAAAAUUGUAUUACAAAAAUGUGUCAUAUUUUAAAGGUUUUUUAUUGGUCUUGAAAGACAAACGGAUUUUAAUAUUUUUCUUCUGUAAUUUGGAGGGAGAAAUACCCCAUCGGAUAUUCAAAUGAUAAAAGUUAAGAAAUAGAACGUGGAUGCCCUUGAUGUGAAUCUUUGCUUUUCUUUAUCUUUGAGACUGAUGAUGGUCUUAAAAGUCAAGCUGAUACUUGAAGAACAAAGAUUGAAGGAUUUUAAAAACUUUAUUGUCUCUUAAGAUCUACAACCUAAAAACACAUGACACAUUUAGUAUGUUACUAUUUUUGUUAAAUAUUUUUUUCUAACCACAAAUUUUAUUUAAACAAAAUUAUUAUGUUUCCAUUCCAUAUGAAUCCGAAUUCAAAAACAAAAAUAAAUUAACUCAAAAAAUAAAAUCCACACUUACAAUAUACACAUAAAAAUAAAACAAGAAAAAUAAAAUGCCUACAAACAACAACAACAACAAAACAACCGCAUUCUGCAAUAGUGAUAAUAGUUUAUAAGACUUACCUACAACUAAACAAAACAAAAUAAAACAGAAUUAAAUAAAAAACAAAACAAAACAAACAAAUAACUUAAAACAUCUUAAUUUAAAUUAAACUGUAUUAAAUUUUACUAUUUUAAAUUGCAAUAGUUAUUGAUUUGUGAAAAGAAGUAAAUUAAACAAAUAAAUCAACAUAUAAUUAUGCGUAUUAAAGCAAAAAUAAAUUAAAUUUAAAUUAAAUGUGUAUAUUAAUAUUUUUUAAAAAACAUAUAUCUAUAAUUAUUAUGUAUGAUGUAAAUUGUAUUAAAACAAAUAAACCUUUAACUGCAAACAAACAAGAAAUUUAAAAAAUAAGUAAAUUAAUACGGAAGCAACAGAAAUAAAACUAAAAAAUAAUAAAAAUAAUUAAUAAAAUUAAAAAACAAAUACGCUCCACAAUACAACCAAACAAAAAAAAAAACAACAGCAAACAAAAGAAAAUAGCAACAAAUUCAAAAUGUAUAAACAACAAAUAAAAUAAAGUAAAACAAAAUAUAUUAUACCGAAACGAAAUAUAUUAUUUUUGUUAACAAUAGCCUCAAUGAAACAAACCAUAAAAAAGAUGUUGAAUCUGCAAGUUUUAUUUUUUACCUUAAAAUAGAAAGUUGUUGGAAAAAUGAUAUUUUUAAUUUUUUUUAUUUAAACUUCACUUAUUUGCUAAUAAUUGUUAUUUAAAUGGUUCCUUGUUAAAACAAAUGCAAAUAAAAGAAAAAUUUAUUUUUUAAUUUAUAAACAAUAAAAUAAAAAAUCUUCUACUAUAAAUAAAACAAAUAUUAAACAAAAGAUGAAUAGCUAAUAAAUAAGCAAGUAUCUGUGCUACCUCGUAAUAAUUAAUACAAAACAAAAACAAAAAAAUGCAAAACAAAUGAAUAUUAUGUGUACAUAAUAAAGCCGUUAUUUUAUAUAUACAAAUUUAUUUAAUAAGCAAAACAAACAAAAAAAACCAUAUACAUUGAAAUAGCCGUAAACAAAAUAGUAAAAGAAAAAUAAAUAAAACAAUAAACCAAAACAAAAAAAACCAAACAAAUAGAAAAUGAAAAUAUUUUUAUUUUUCACCACUCACUCAAUCAACAAUCAAAACUACAACAACAACAACAAAAACAAUAGACAAGGAAACAAAAAAACAAAACAAUAGACAAAUGAAAUAGGAAAAAAACAAUAUAAAUCAAUUCGUACAAUUUUUCAUAAUAUGUAUGUAAUUAUUUUUUAAUUUUCACGUUUUUGUGUAAUUUUUUAUUUUUCUUAAAAAACAAUUUUAUCUUAAAUAUUUAAAGAAAAAUAGUUAUUGCAUUAUAUAGACAGAAAAUAUGAAAACAAAAUAUUUUUAACGAGCAAUAGAUAAUAAUUGAAUAUUUAUAAUUUGCAAUAGGAUAAAUAUAAAGCAAAACAGAAAACAAAAUAAUAAUAAUAACUUCAAAUGCGCCUUAAAACAGAAGAUUUUUUAAAUUAUGUUUUUCUCUUUUUUAUUUUAAUUAAUAAUUUUGUAUUUAAUCGAUUUAAUUAUACACACGAAUAAUUGGUUGAAUUUCACUCAGGUUUCUUGGAGAAAUGUUAUUUUUUCAAGUGUAUUUCUCCUUAAAAAAAAAAUAGAAUGAGGUCCUAACAUUGAUUAAGGACUCAAAAUCGAUAAAGAAUUUUGAAUGACAUAGAUCCUUUUUAAAAAUUAAUUAAAUGAAGCUUUCGAGAAUGUUUGGUCAGACCAUUUUGUAAGGUUUACCCAGUUAAAAAAUUAAGUUUUAAAGAAGUUCCAUUGUAUGCAGAGAAACAGAUUCAUGUUUAAACAUUCUUGACACAAAAUUUAAACAAUUAAGUUCAAUUUUCUUCAAGUUCAUACUUAGAUGAAAUUGCUGCUCUAGACUGUCUCAUUCAAAAUUGUUACCUGCAUAGUUCAUUUUAAUUCUUCCCAAAGGAAACUUCAAAGAUUUAUUUUAAGAUUUUAGUUAUGAUAGUGGAAAAUAAUUGAUCACCAAAAGCUAUUCGCGACUUUUUGAUAGAAGGAAACUAUGUAUUUAAAUUUAUAUUAUUCAACAUUCAGACGUAGCCUAAUUACAUUCAUUAAAGUUUUGUUUAACAACAUUUUUAUUUUAAAAUAAUUUUUACUUUAAAAUGUGAUAUACCUACCUUCAAUAGUUCUACAAUAUUUAAACUAACAAAUAUUGAAAACAGUAAACAAAAAAUAAAUAUUUCUUUCCAAAAAAUAUUAUUUAUAAUAUGCAUUUGUUAUCAAUCAAUCAGUAACCUUAAAAACUUGCUUUAAAGAUACACACAUCAUCAAUUUUUUAAAUCAACAAUCCAACAACAUUAAAAUAGAAGAAAGAAAACGAAACCAACAGCAACAACUUUUUAUUUUAAAUUUUAAAAAACAAAAAUUGUAUGAAUUCAACUCUUUGCAACAAUGUGCCAUAGAACUAUAACUUUAAAUAUUGUUUAUUUAUUCAAAUCUUUUACCAGUUUCUUUUUUACAAGCAACAGAUUACCGAAAGAAAAAUAUAUUAAAAAACAAAACAAACCACAAAAAAAUAGCAAAACCGUAAAUUAAACAAUUUACAAUAAACAAAAAAAUUACAAAAAACUAAACUUAAAUAUAAAAAUAAAAGCAAAUCUUUUUUAUACAACUUAAUAUUUAAAAAAAUAAAAACAAAUAAAAUAAUAAUAUCGAAACUGAUGUAAAUGAAAAUAAAAACAAAAAAAUAGAAAACUUGUUUUAUAAUUAUUUUUUUUCUCUCUCUAAGUUACAGCAAAUGUUAAUAAUAAUUAUAUUAAAAUAGAUAUUUCUUUUUUAUAUAAACAAAUAUAUAAAAAAGAAAACAAACACACUCCACACAUAGAUCAAAUCAAUAGUAAGGAAUUUAUUUAUAUACAAAAAAAAGAAACUUAAAUAAAAAUAUGAAAAAAACAUGAAUUAAUAAUUAAAAGAAAAACAAUAGCAGAGAAAUAAAACAAAGAAAAUUAAUUUUUAAUAAACUGUUGAAUUAUUUUUAAUGCAAACCAUAAAUAAAAAUAAUAAAAAAAAAAUAUUUAUAUUGUGUAUAUAAAAUAUUAUUAAAUUAUAUAUCUUUACAUAUAUAUAUAUAUAUAUGAAGGUGAAAUGGACUAUAGAUAUAUAUUAUAUAUGUAUAUCUGUGAACGUUUAUUGCAAUAGAUGAAACCAACUACAAGGAAAAUAAGAAAUUUAAAUUUAAAACAAAUUAAAAAACAAUACUUUUUAAUUGAAAAUAUUUCUUAUUUUAAAUCCAAAAAACCAAACAGAAACAAAAAAACAAAACAAGUAUCUAAUUAAUUAAUUAAUUAUGAAAAUAUUAACAACAAAAAAAGCUUUUAUUUACACAUAUCUCUCACUCACAAUACAAUAGAUUUAUUUCUUCAUCAAAUUUCUUCUUCUGGAACUUCUUUGGCUAAUAUAAAUAUGUAAAAUAAAACAAACAAACAAAAAAGUAAAACAUAAAACACACCACACUUCAAAAUGUGAUUGAAAAACGAACAAAACCAAAAAAUAAAAAAAUAAUAAACAAUGAAAGUGAGAAUUUUAAAUAUUUACAACAAAUUUUUACAGAAAAAACAAAAAGAAUGAAAAUACUUAAACUAAAUGAAAUACAACAAAUAGAAAUUUAUUUUUCUAUAAAAUGCAAUCAAUAUUGUUUAAGUUUAUCAUUUGAUUAAUAAAUUUUUGUUUAUCAUUAAAACCUCAAACUUGUUUUUUCUGUAACUUGUUUCUUAUUUUAACUCAAUAAAUAAUUAUUUCUGUACAGCUCACAGUUAAAUACAUUUUAAAUAAAGAAAAACAACAAAAAAUAGUACAAUUAUAUAUUUAAACAAAAAAAAUACAAAAAUAAGAAAAAUAAAAACCACAAUAGUCAAUAAAACAAAACAAAAAAUCAAUAGAAUAUAAAUUAUUAUUAUUAUUUGAAAAUCUCACUUUUCUAAAAAAACAUAUAACAAAUGGAAAAUCAACACCAAAACCUUAACAAAUGAAAAAUAUAAAAAUAUAAAGCAAAGAAAGGGACAACAACAGAAAACAAUGCGAUUUUAACUGAAAAUAGAAGAAGAAAAAAUCAAAAAUCAAUAGAACAAUAAAAUAUAAAUAUAUUAUUUUUAAAACAAAUAUAAUCAAAAUAGAAAAUAGUUUUUUUUUUCUUUUUUUAAAUAAAUAAAUAUUUAAUUAAUUUUUCACCAUAAGUUUCACUACAAAUUCCCUCAACAAAUUCAUUUUCUGUUUAGUUUUACAAUUCAACAAAAACAACAAAAAUACAAAUCACCCAUAGAUUGGGGCGGAUGACAGCUUUUUGACAGAGCUGUCAACUGUCAGUGAAGAUAUAUAACUCAAAAAUAAAAAACGUUGGUUCAUACAUUUUAUCAUCUUUCAUGUGGCAAUUAUUUUGUCAUAUAUAAAUGCACAAGGGUAUGGAGAUGUUAACGGUUUGAAAGUUAAGAAAGAUAUAAAUGACAGCUGUCAAAAUGAACUUGACAUACAUUUUGAUUGUCAAUAGCUAUUGUGAAUAUUUUAGAAGGUAAUGACCUGAGACAAACAAACUCAAAUCUGUUCUUAAAAAAAAAUUGUUUGACAGAUGAGAAAGUUGUGUCAAAAUUUAACCAUUUUUAAAGUUCCUUGAAAACGAUGUUAACAUUAAAAUGCAAUUGAUUCUUGCGUUGAGAAAAGGUUAACACAAGUUAACUGCAAUAAUAUUUUUUCUUAGCUAUUAUAGAUUUAACUUACAAAAUUUUAACAGAAUGUCAAUGAAAAGUCUGAAUCUCAAAGUUUUCACGUUUUUAGAUUUUUUUGGUUUUUAAAUAUUGAUAAUCUUUGGAAUGAUAUUUUUUUUUUGUUACAAAACUUUAAAAAAUGAAAAGGAAAAGUUUGAAGCAAAAGUAUCGAUCCAAGUAUUAAGUCGGUAAAAAUAAAUACAACAUAAGUAUUUAAUUAUUUUUUCUCGCAAGCCCUUUUUUGAACUUUAUUCACCAAAUACCGUUUGAAGACCGAACAUUACCCCAUCGUCCUUAUAACAUCCAACAACUAAAAAACAGCUAAAAUUAUCAAACAAAACUUUUCUUCCAUCCCGUUAGCAUUCGACAAAUUCCCUCUGUCAAAUUUCUUUCUACUAAAACUAAAAUUUAAGAUUAAGAAAAAAAACAUACAACUGGAAAAACAACUUAAGACAUAAAUUUAAUCACCCUAAUAAUUAUUAUAAUUUUUAUUGCGUAAAUACUGUGUAAGCAAACCAAAAAACAAAAAAUAAUAAAUUUAAUCUAAGUCUAUAUUACAAAAUUCCACACCGGCAAUGAAUACAUCCAAAAAUAAAAUUUUUUGAACUAAAUAUUUAAACAAAGAGGUCAUGGUCGAAAAUAAUAAACGAAAAACAAAAAUAUCAAUAGUCAAACGAAAAAAUUCAAUUUAAGAAAUAACCCAUAAAAAUUGACAUUUUUGGAGCAAAAUAUAUAAACAAAAAAAAAUAUCACGAAAAGUAAAAAUUUAAAAAAAACAUAAAUUUAACAAAUUUUAGGAUUACAUUUCAAGAGAAAUAAAAAACAAAAACAAGUAAAUUUAAAGACAAGAAAAACAAAAAACAAAAUUCAAACAUUCAUUUAUAACAUUAUGUAUAAGUAAAAACUAAGUCAUGGUAAGAAAAAUAAUAAAAUACAAAAAAUAAAAUUACACAAUUUAUAGAAAGAAAAACAAAAAAAAACAAAGAAAAUUCAAAAUUUCAUUGUUGUAAUAAUAAUUGUUCCCCCUCCAACCCUACCACCUAACCUACUCAUACCCAUACCCAAAAUGAAGAAAAGAAUUGCUGGAAAAUGCAAUAAAAUGCAUUAAAACAUCUUAACCCUUCAUCCAAAAUUAUAUAAAUUUAAACUUCCACCCUUAACCACUCCUACCCCUUAAAACCCACUUACUAACAAAACAAAAGCAAGAAAUAUCUUCCCCUCAGUUUAGAUUUAAGAAAAAAUAAAACUAACACACAAAACCCAUUCAGAAAAAUUAAUUCUUAAAUUUGCAAAAAAAUAAAAUUAACAAAAAAAAACACAAAAAACAAUUAACAUGAAAAAAUCUACAAAAAAAAUUAUUAUAUAUUAUAUACAAGAAAAGAAUGAUGAAUAAAAAUGAAUCUUGUAAUAUAAAAAUGA